AUGAAAAAUCCGACCUUAUCGCUCCUUAACGCUUUCCGCUCGCCUUUAUUCUUCUCUCUCGUUUAUCCUGCUUCCAGCAAAGCUCGGAAGCCCAUGCAUAACCACAAUCAAAUCCGUGGCCUUUUCUGCACUCUGAGUUCCAUGUCGCAAACGCCAAGGAGAGAUACUUCAUUCCGCCAUCUUUAUGAGCCCAUCGAGGCAAUAGAGAAAUUGGAAAGCUACAGCGUGGGUGGCUAUCACCCCAUAGCAAUCGGGGACCAAUUUCACGAUCGCUAUCGGAUUGUUCACAAGCUCGGCCACGGUACAUACUCAACGAUCUGGCUGGCUCAAGAUCGAAAAUUCAAUAGAUACGUCGCGGUCAAAGUGUGCACUGCAGAUUCGAAUCCACUCGAACUUGACGUACUCUCUGAUCUUUCUAGCCCACAACAAAGCCAGGGUACCAGCCUAGGAAGGGCGAUGAUUCCUUCGGUAUUGGAUGCAUUCAAUAUCCACGGUCCAAAUGGGACGCACGCCUGCUAUGUGACUACUCCAGCAAGGAUCAAUCAUAUAAUCGCCUUUUUCAACUAA
This is a messenger RNA of Penicillium egyptiacum, 567 nucleotides long. NCBI's taxonomy places the organism in Eukaryota, Fungi, Ascomycota, Eurotiomycetes, Eurotiales, Aspergillaceae. The record is from the annotation of a GenBank genome assembly.